This is a messenger RNA of Lactuca virosa, 2827 nucleotides long. NCBI's taxonomy places the organism in Eukaryota, Viridiplantae, Streptophyta, Magnoliopsida, Asterales, Asteraceae. The record is from the annotation of a GenBank genome assembly.
CCGUCACCGUCUUUUUCCUUAUUUUAUUUUAUUUUCUUCUCGGCCCCUUUUUUUUAUCUGUUUCCGGCUACCAUCAUUGGGUUUGCCGGAUCCAUAACCCUACAGCUGUCCUUUACAAAUUUAGAGGGUAAAUCUUUGUUGCCUGUAUCUAACGGGAAAACUAAUUAUAAUUUUGCUGUGAGAAGUUGAAAUAUAACGCAAUUGAAUUGAUCAACAAGAUCCAAAUCUUGAUCGGGUCGAUUUAGAGGUAUUUUCGAAGCAGGCAUCGGAGAAUGAUUCGUAUUUUAGUGUAUGUGCAAGUUAGGGCGUGAAAGAAUAUGUCUGGAGGCGAUCACAGUGAUCACGCUAUCCUGUUGCGGUCGAAUUCGUCGUCUUCAGACAAAGAUUUGGAAGGGCAGGUGUCAUCUGGAAGAAGUACAAAAAGCAUCAAAGAUCUAUGGAAUAGACUGGAUCGAGCGUUUUCCGGUCGACGACUUAGUAUCAAGCGGCGGUCACCUAGGGCACGACGGUCAGUUAGAGAUCAUAUUUCCCCGAGAAGAGGCGGGGAAAAUGGUGGUGGUGGUGGUGAUGAUGAGAUUCUUGGAGACGGUGCUCCUCCUGAAUGGGCAUUACUGCUUAUUGGAUGUCUGCUUGGGCUUGCGACCGGUCUCUGUGUGGCUGGCUUUAAUCGUGGGGUACAUGUAAUACAUGGAUGGGCUUGGGCUGGGACUCCAAAUGAAGGUGCUGCUUGGCUGCGGUUACAGAGGCUGGCGGACACGUGGCAUAGGAUACUUCUGAUACCAGUGACGGGAGGAGUGAUUGUUGGGAUGCUGCAUGGUUUGCUUGAGAUACUGGAGCAGAUAAAAAAGCAGUCAAGUCCUGGAAUAAACGGUUUGAAUUUCCUAUCUGGAUUCUUUCCAAUAGUGAAGGCUAUCCAAGCGGCUGUAACCUUAGGGACGGGGUGUUCUUUGGGGCCUGAAGGCCCAAGUGUAGAUAUUGGAAAAUCAUGUGCCAAUGGAUGCUCUCUAAUGAUGGAAAGCAACAAGGAACGCAGGAUAGCUCUUGUUGCAGCUGGUGCGGCUGCUGGCAUAGCUGCAGGUUUCAAUGCAGCGGUUGCCGGUUCUUUCUUUGCCAUUGAGACUGUUUUAAGACCUCUUCGCGCUGAAAACUCUCCUCCAUUCACAACUGCAAUGAUCAUCCUGGCCUCUGUUAUCUCUUCCACUGUUUCAAAUGCUGUGCUUGGAGAGAAACAGGCCUUCACGGUGCCCACGUAUGAUUUGAAAUCUGCUGCAGAGCUGCCUCUGUACUUGAUUCUAGGCAUGCUAUGUGGAGUGGUUAGUGUACUGUUUACCCGUUUGGUGGCUUGGUUCAACAAGGCAUUUGAAUAUAUCCAAGAAAGGUUUGGGCUCCCGGCUAUUGUGUCUCCGGCUUUAGGUGGUUUAGGAGCAGGGAUAAUAGCACUCAAGUAUCCAGGAGUCCUUUACUGGGGCUUCACCAAUGUCGAUGAAAUUUUACAUACCGGGAAGAUUGCUUCAGCCCCUGGAAUAUGGCUGCUAGCACAGUUGGCUGCAGCAAAAGUUGUGGCCACAGCUCUAUGCAAAGGUUCAGGGCUUGUUGGUGGCUUGUAUGCUCCAAGUUUGAUGAUAGGUGCAGCCGUGGGUGCUGUGUUUGGAGGCUCAGCAGGAGAAUUGAUCAAUUCCGCCAUUCCAGGGAACACUGCCAUUGCCGAGCCACAAGCAUAUGCACUGGUUGGAAUGGCUGCAACCUUGGCUUCAGUUUGUUCUGUGCCUUUGACUUCGGUUUUACUUCUCUUUGAGCUCACAAAGGAUUAUAGAAUCUUGCUUCCGCUCAUGGGGGCUGUUGGGUUAGCAAUAUGGGUACCAUCUGUGGCAAACCAGUCCAAGGAGGGUGAAAGAGGAGGAGGUUAUGCCAUGCUUUCACCAGUUGAUAAAUUUGAAAAUUGGAGACAGACUGGUGACUCGGAUGAUUUGGAACUUUGCAUCAUGGGGCCUGAUGAGAACCAUGAAGCGAUCGAUGAAGAUAUCAUUCUUGAGGAUUUGAAGGUUUCGCAGGCUAUGUCGAGCAACUACCUGAAAGUCCAGUUAUCCUCGACUAUUAAAGAGGCUGUACAAUGCAUGGACAAUGGGCAACAGAGUUGUGUGCUGGUUGUAGACAACAACAACCACCCUGAAGAAGAGCAUUUAGAAGGGAUUUUGACCUACGGUGACAUCAAACGUGGCCUCAUGAGGAACUAUGAUGAAGCUUCCGAGGGUGGCUCGUCAACUCCAGAUUUCAGCGAGUGUGCUGUUUCUGGUGUGUGUACGAGAGGGAUAAGCUAUCGUGGGAGAAAGCGUGGACUGGUAACGUGCUAUCCUGAUACGGAUUUGGCAAUGGCUAAAAAGCUAAUGGAGGCCAAAGAAAUAAAGCAAUUGCCUGUGGUGCAGCAGCGUGCCUUUGCUUCUUUUGAUCUUCAACAACACAGAAAGCCCCGGAUUGUUGCUAUUCUUUAUUACCAUUCUGUCUGGAACUGUCUCAGAGAGGAGAUAAAUCGCAGGGGGCAUGAGUAUCUGCCAAGGUCAGAAGAAGACCAUAUUCAUAUUCAAGACAAGACUUCCAAUGGCCAUUAACUGUCUGCCUGCUAACACUGGAUGAGCUUUUAAGUUGAUACAUCAAAAAAAAAGAGUUUUCAUCAUAAUGGCACACUUUUCAGUUUUGAAGGUGGAGAUGAGAUUUCAUAUAUCCCAAAUACGUAGGAUUAAUCAAGAUGUUAUAUUAUACAUGUAAUAUACCAAUAUGAUGAUUUUUAACCCUAGUUGUAGUAGUAAAGGCCUAUUGGGAAAAUUUGGAG